AUGCAGCUUCUCGAUCUAUUGUCUCCGCAUCUCAUUCCCGGCGAGCGGUCUGUAUCGAACGACACCCUGUCGCUGGGCUGGACGACUUUCGCUGGGGUCCACCCUGUAGUUCGAUCUUGGUUGCUUGCUGAACAUGACCGUUGGGCAGACGUCGUUUGCGCUGUUUCUCGACCGCCCGCCGUGGAGACCUUCAUUCGACUGUCGGAUAACGCGCCGGCCACGGUGGAUUUUGAUACGCUCUUCAGUUCUGCUCGCGAGGACGACAUCACUUCCCUUACGUCAUUCUUCUUCAACCCUACCACGUUGGAGCCCACGUCUACCCUGCUCAACGCGCGCGCUCUCUUCGCGAUGGACAUUAUGGACACUGCCGUCACUACGGCUCGCCAAAUGUACAUUGAGUCCAUAGGGCGCGUAUUCAUGGGCCGUACCUUUGUCCACCUGUCUUCAUUGGUCCUUCACAUCCGCUCGGAAUUCCCCUCCUUCACUGCGCCCGCGCUUUCGAGUUUGGAGCUUAUCGGGGUUCGAGUUGUCCACUCUUCGCCCCAUCCCCCGACAUAUGCGCGCGCGUGGAAGCAAACCCCUGUCGCUGCCGUUUCUGACGUCCACGCUUUAAUGCAAAGCGCGCACAAUCUGCGCUCUGUGUCAUUGGUCGACAUCGACGUUCGCGGCAGUGCUUCCUCUGCUCCGCCUCUCGAUCUUCCUUUCCUCGAUCGAUGCGUCUUCGAAUCGCGGUCGCCUUCAAGUUUGCAGAAUGCGCUCGACGUCUUCCGUGCGCAGGAAGACACCGACUUCUUUGCCAUAUGUCGUCUUUCUUAUUCCGAAUCCUUGCCGGACUGGGCUUGGACCGCGUCUGGUCUCGAUCGGAGUGGACCACUGGCUCUUGUUGUCGAAAGUUGCAUGAGCGUUGUGUGGUUGACAUUCAUGACAACAGACGACGCAGCCAAGGCUCCUCGGCCAGUGUAUUGCGAUGCCGUUGACGCUCAUUCCAUCGCUGAGGCCAGAGCGGAUCGCCCUACACUCUUCAUUCGGCCAUUUCGUAUCUCUCGUCUUUACAUACCGCAGAAGGUCACGUCUUACAAACGCGCUCUUACUCGGGAUGUGGACAACUACUCUACGCGCAUCCGCGAUCUUUACGUCGUUGAGAUGGCUUUGAAGCUUAAUGGCGAAGAUGUUUGGUUGCGCAAGUUAAACACCCUCGUGCCCGACAUCCUACGCCCUGCCGCGCAUAUCAGUUCUUUGAUUAUCGAAGACGAGCGGUUCGCUCAUUUACCUCUCUAUGCGCCGAAAUCGUGCUCGCAAGUCUACGUCUAUUGUCGGGAAGACUGGUACGGCAAGUCAUACUUGCAGUUCUUGCCACAGAGCGUCGCAGCUCGACAACAGUUUAUUAAAGACGUCUACGUCGGUGGUGUCAAGAGAUCGAGGGAUUCAAUUGCCAUCUCAGCGUUGCGAGCACUUCCCGUUCAUUUCCAUGACAGGCGGUCCACAUCUUCCCGGCCUGCACCUGGGACGUAUCAUUCUCAAGAGUUGGACUUGGCUAGGGAUAUCCUUCAUUAUCAUGAGUUAAAAGUUCUUGCCAUUGAGGCCGAGUUGGAUAUGGAGCGCAAGAAUUGA
Messenger RNA from Peniophora sp. CBMAI 1063, 1611 nucleotides. Lineage: Eukaryota; Fungi; Basidiomycota; Agaricomycetes; Russulales; Peniophoraceae. The record is from the annotation of a GenBank genome assembly.